Molecule: messenger RNA, 402 nt
Organism: Camelina sativa (false flax)
Lineage: Eukaryota; Viridiplantae; Streptophyta; Magnoliopsida; Brassicales; Brassicaceae
Source: RefSeq, a predicted model, not a curated record
AUGGUGAGCUCCCUAACUCAGCUUGACCGUACGGGUGACAAAAUAGGAGCUACUGUGAGAAAGGAUCAUAUCAAGAAGUUUGAAGCUGAUUUGGAGCCUGGAACUUGGAAAAUUAUAUCAAAUUUUGGUUUGAAUCUAUGUACAGCCUACUUGCGUCCUUCUCUUAUAAAGUAUAAGAUCACUACCAGAUAUGGUACCACAAUUUUUCCUUCUGAUAAUGUAUCUCAUGAUCACUACCUAUCAUUCACAUCGUUUGAUAGUAUACUUGCUGGAAAGCUUGACAAAAAUCUGCUGCUAGACGUUAUUGGUCAAGUAGUCAGUUAUGGAGGGAUAGAAGAAAUCACAAGUCGUAACAACAUUACCAGGAAGAAAAUUGAGUUUGAGAUAAGAGACACUGAGUAA